Molecule: messenger RNA, 3544 nt
Organism: Orbicella faveolata
Lineage: Eukaryota; Metazoa; Cnidaria; Anthozoa; Scleractinia; Merulinidae
Biological process (GO): monoatomic ion transmembrane transport
Cellular component (GO): membrane; transmembrane transporter complex
Molecular function (GO): protein binding; monoatomic ion channel activity
Source: RefSeq, a predicted model, not a curated record
UUCUGUGUCACGCUAAUCAGCAAAUGCCGAACGAAUAUUACAUAUCACCCACGACAUGAUCACGUAGUUGAAAUCGUCGCCAUGAGCAGUCAAAAGUCGACGUAUCGUUCUAUUGGCGCCAGCAAUGGAUCAGAUAGCCCAGGCUUGGCGUCUAGAGGCAUAGUGAGUAGUACCUUAUCUCUGUCCAAAGUUGAACCACUGAUCGAUAGUGAAUAUCUAGAACUCAUCACCAAUCCGGGAAGCGCCAAAGGAUCACGAAAUGUCAGUCCAGCGCCUCUACCGGGAAAGGAAAUUCAAGCAUUCAAGCCCAUCGAAAAUGGUUUGAGGAAAUUUUCUAACGAAAGCUUUAUAGGUAUGGAAAAGAUGAACGAUAUAGACGGUGAAGGGUUGUCUGCCCUUCAUCGAGCUGUCCGUGCUGGUGAUGUCGCUACAGUGGUUGCUCUGCUGGAUAACGGUGCGGACAUCAAUCUUUUAGGCAAGAGUGGAUUAACACCGCUUCAUGCUGCUGUUAGGUUCGAAAGAGCCGAGAUUGUUAAACGUCUGCUUGAGAGAGGAGCAGAUCCACUUAUAGAAGGGGAGAACCAUUUAACACCACUUCACUCAGCGGCACGAAGAGGCUUUACGGAGAUAUGCAGGCUUCUCUUUAGAGAUCCCAGGUUAAUGCCAACGGCAGUAAAGGACGAAAGGGCUUCGCCAUUUCAUUUGGCCUGUUUGAGUGGAAAUCGAGAAACAUGCGAGUUGUUUUUAGCAAAUGGUGCGGACGUGGUAACGAAGUCAGGGCAGCAUACUCCACUCCACUUUGCAGCCUGGCAGGGGAACGAGAACAUUUGCAAGUUUCUUAUUGAAACAGCUUCAAAAGGGCAAUUUUCUGUGGCCGAAUUUGUCAAUGAAAAAGACAACGAAGGUAAGACAGCCCUUCACUACGCCUGCUUUAGAGGUCACACAGGAGUGGUGGACGUGCUUUUACGUCACGAAGCGGACCGGGAUGUAGUCGACUUGCUGGGUUGUUCGUCGCCUCUUCAUUUAGCAGCUAAAUAUGGUAAUGAGACGUCGGUCCAGCUUCUGAUCUUGUAUGAAGCUGUCAUUGAUUUAAGGGAUGGGAGCCUAAGAACUCCAUUGCACAGUGCUGCAGCGUUCAAUCACAAUCGAAUAGUCGAGCUUCUUUUGGAGAAUGGAGCUGAUCCGGAAGCCAAGGACAUGUUGGCUAUGACGCCAUUCCUGAUGGCAGUGACUCUGGGAGGAAGCCAAAGUGCGAAGAUUUUAUUGGACCACGGAGCUGAUAUAACAGCAACAGACUCUUCAUUGAAUAGUUGUCUUCAUUUGGCUAUUAAGUACAAGAGGGCAGAAAUGGUGAAAAUGCUCCUGGAAAGAGACACAGAUCAAAUGUUAAUACUAUCAAAGGAUAAAGACCUAAGGAGCGUGUUUCACUUGGCAGCUGGACUGGAAAAUUCAGAGAUAUUGGAAAUUCUAAUACAGUGGAGAAAACAGCACGAUGUCAAAAUUGAUCGUGAUGUUAACGAGAAGACACCUCUUCAUAUCGCAGCCGAAAAUGGCGCACUAGAGUGCGUGGAGCUUCUUUCUAGUUGCAAAGACAUGUUGAAUGACAGAGAUGAACUUGGACUCACAGCUCUUCAUUUGGCUGCCAGCAACAAACACACCAAAACGUGCGAGUUCUUAAUUUCAAAGGGCUCUGACGUGACAUUUGGGGAUGGAAAUGGUUGCACAGCCCUGCAUUUGGCAGUCAAGGCUGGCUCACUAAACACCGUAAAAAUCCUGCUUGACUGUCUUUUACCAAGUACACUGGAACAUAAAGAUUCCAGUCAAAACACGCCACUUCACGUAGCUUGCAUGCACAAUCGUCGAGAUGUUCUCAAGUUCUUGUUGGACAGAGGUGCUGACGUCACGGCCAGAAACAUAAGGAAUAUGACUUGCCUAGAUGUCGCCAUUGAAUGGGAAGCGGGCGAGGUGGCCAAGACACUCCUGAGACAUAAAAGGUGGGAAGAAGUGCUCAAGUCUAGUCACGGAGUGUAUCCUAUGCAAAAAUUAAUAGAAAAACUUCCUGAUGUCGCAGAGAUUGUUCUUGAUCAGUGUAUUAGCUACAGUCCCCUCCCCCCGUCGCACGAAGAUUUUUCUGUCACAUUUAACUUCAUUCAUUUGGAUCCGGAUGAGAACACCGAGCGCUUAAAGUACUUCGGUCCCGCGACUAUGGCGAUACAUCGACGGGAAAAGUUGCUAAACCACAAAGUUACGCAAGUGUUGUUACGUUGGAAGUGGAUGAUUUUGGGGAAGUUCGUCAACAUCGUCAAUACCAUAGCAUUUGCAGUUUUCGUCGUUUUGUUCUCUUUGCUUGUGGCCAAAGAAAGGGAGAAAGUUGAGUUCUCAUUCAAUUCUUCUGAAACAACCACGAUCAUGGAGGAAAAAGGCAAAUCAACCUUUGUGAAGAUAGUCCCUUAUGUAUUAACUGUAUUUUUGGUCAUACAACUUAUGAAGGAAGUAACUCAACUGACGUGGCUUCGAUUAUCGUACUUCAAGGAUUAUACAAACUGGUUAGAUUUAGCUAUGUUUGUAACGGUGUGGAUUUUCAUCUCUCCUUACAUGUUUGAAACAGAUUUGUACAGCAUGAAAACGCAAUGGACCGCUGGAGUUGUAGGCUUACUUCUGUGUUACAUCAAUUUUACGAUGUCUCUUCGUAUUUUCGGUGGGUUUGGCUUGUAUGUGACAAUGUACGUCGAAGUGCUUUUCACUCUCCUCAAAGUGAUGUCUACCUUUGUUAUUGGCCUAACGGGCUUCUCCUUGGCGUUUUAUAUUCUACUCCAGGAGCAGGGAAAUUUCACAAGUUUCUGGUUGGCUUUAGCAAAGAUUCAUAUGAUGAUGGUUGGUGAAUUGGAUUACACGGGCGUACUGGUGGAGAACGUUGUGAACAACUUCACAGUACCAGGAACAGAUGUCCCGUAUGUUCCUCUGCCAGCACUCACGUUCUGUCUGUUUUUUGUAUUCGUCGUCAUGGUGUCUGUAGUGCUUGUCAACUUGUUGGUUGGUCUGGCAGUUGGUGACAUCGAGGCCAUCAGGAAGACAGCAAGUCUGCGAGCUUUGAUAGACCAAGUUUUACUUGUUGACCACAUCUUGAAAUCUUACCCAAAGUUUAUUCUACGACGCAUAUACAAAAGUUCUUUGGAAAUAAAACCGAAUCAAAAUAGUUUCCUUAAAAGAGUUGCCUUUGCUGGUAAUGAUCUAAGUGAUUGGGAUUUUAUGGAUAAGCUGCUGAAUCGCGGAUCUGGUGCGAGUGACACAGAGGACUGGUGUCAGGAGAUGACACAGAUACGAGAUGAAAGACAAGAAGAGAACUUUCAGAAACUCCAGGCCACUGUAGAAGCACAAGGAAAACUUCUUCAGGCUAUGGCUGAGAAACUUAAAAUUACAGUGUAGAACAUAGAACAUAGUGAUUUGCUGCAUUGUGCGAGUGUCGAUAUUUAGUGCGCACGAGUAAAGCAAGGGGCUUGACCGUAAUGUAAUUAUGUAAUUAUUUAAUUUAAUUUAAUUUAAU